This is a messenger RNA of Erigeron canadensis, 1303 nucleotides long. Its product is annotated as probable indole-3-pyruvate monooxygenase YUCCA10. Lineage: Eukaryota; Viridiplantae; Streptophyta; Magnoliopsida; Asterales; Asteraceae. The coding region runs from base 40 to 1191 and encodes 383 amino acids. Gene Ontology annotation, molecular function: NADP binding; flavin adenine dinucleotide binding; N,N-dimethylaniline monooxygenase activity. The transcript has 4 exons. The record is from RefSeq and is a predicted model, not a curated record.
AUACACUGCACGUACGUCGUAUAUAUUUUCGAUAUAUACAUGACUACCGGUGCAAACCAAACCACGGUGAUCAUCGUUGGCGCUGGCCCAUCGGGCCUAGCCACCGCGGCAUGCCUUCACCAACUCGAUAUCCCAUACAUAAUACUCGAAAGAGAAGAUUGUAUCGCUUCAUUGUUCAACAAAAAAUCAUACAAUAGGCUUCAUUUUCACUUGGCCAAAGAAUUUUGUCAACUUCCUCACUUUCCUUUUCCCUCAACUUAUCCUAAAUAUGUGUCACGAACCGAGUUCUUGAAAUACUUUGAUGACUACGCGGCCCAUUUCAAAAUUAGCCCGAAAUUUGGCAACUUUGUGAAGUUUGCAAAAUAUGAUGAAGAUAGGAAGAUAUGGGAAGUUGAAGCAAAGGAAAACGAUGACGUUGCACGACGUUAUGAAGGGAGGUUUUUGGUUGUUGCCACAGGAGAAACUAGUGAUGUGUUUAUACCAGAAGUUGAUGGGUUGAGUGAGUUUAAAGGUGAAGUUAUUCAUUCAACCGAAUUUAAAUCCGGCAAGAAAUUUGAGAACCAAACGGUUUUGGUUGUUGGGGCUGGUAAUUCCGGCAUGGAAAUUGCACUUGAUCUAUCGAGCCAUGGUGCAAAAACCUCCAUUGUUGUCCGAAGUCCGGUUCACGUAAUAUCAAGAUGGUCAAUAAAUCUUGCAUUGGUGUUAUUGAAGUUUAUACCACCUCAUUGGGUAGACUCACUUUUGGUGAUGGUUAGCAAGGUGAUGUAUGGAGAUCUAACCAAAUAUGGGCUCGAAAGGCCAAAAGAAGGACCAAUUAUAAUGAAAGUAAGAGAUGGCAAGUACCCUGUUAUUGACGUGGGUACAAUUGAAAAGAUCAAGUCUGGCAACAUUCAGGUUUUGCCAGCGUUACAAAGUAUAAAAGGAGAAGGAAAUGAAGUUGUUUUUAGGGACGGAAAAUGUUAUCAGUUUGACGCGAUUGUGUUUGCGACUGGGUUUAAACGAUCAACUCAUAUGUGGCUCCAGGGAGGUGACAGUCUUUUAAACAAAGAUGGGUUACCAAAGCCAACAUUUCCAAACCAUUGGAAAGGAGAAAAUGGGCUUUAUUGUGCUGGGCUUGCAAGAAGAGGCCUAUAUGGAGCUGCCAGUGAUGCCCAAAAUAUAGCUGACCACAUUUCAAAUUCGAUCAAGUAAAAUCAUAUCACCAAAUUUGGUUAAAUUACUUAAAUGUUAUACUGUUUGGUUUUGAAUUUAAACAUUAUAUUAGUUAUUUACUAGUUAAUCAAAUAUACUGAAUGUUUCUCUC